UCAGAUUUAAAUACAUAUAUAAACUUAUCUGGCUAUAAUGGCUUCACUAUUACGUUGGAAAUUAUACAUAUUCUUACUUAUCGGAACCAUUGCUUAUGUUUCUUCACAAGGUCAUCGUUCUGUAACCCGCGCAUUCAAUCCUUCUCUUCGACCGGGUGACGUCAUCACGAUACAAGGCACUGGUUCAACACGGUCUGUUGGGCUUAUACGGCUCCACAGCGAGAAAGGAACUUGUGAUUCGAAUCCCAGACUUAGAUCUGACUUGGGACAGGCUCCACUAUCCUGCAAUCCAUUGGUGCUGAAGCUGUUGACACGGAAACAUAAGAUACUUUUUCUAAAGAAAGAUGUUGAAUCCGAAAACAAAGAUGUUUUAAUUAAAACAAAACUGACAUCAGGCCUGAUGAGACGGAUGCCAUACACCAUAACAAUAACAGUGACAUACACAGGAUAUGAUGUGCAAUUCAAUAACGAUGUUCCGAUCGAGUUUGUGAACCGAAAUCGAGUCGGUGACGUGAACAUGAUACGAGCGACUUCUGGCAACUAUGAUAAUAUUAUGCUGAAAAGAGGAGCAAAUAUACCUCUGAACGAACCUGAUUGUGGACAAAGAGGUGCCAAUAUAUUCAGAAGUAAAUGGGCCAGAAUAACAAACGGACAAAAUGCUGAUCCCGGAGCUUACCCGUGGCAGGUUGCCUUAAGAAGAAAACAUGUCUAUCCGUGGGCGCCGUAUGCUCAUAUGUGUGGUGGAAGUCUGGUCAGUAGCUGUUGGGUUGUCACAGCCGCUCAUUGUGUUUUGUACGUUGGGCGGCAUAAAAAGAAUUUCGUGAUUCGAGUCGGUGAUCUUCAUAACGGAGAUAAUUCAAUGUAUAAAAUGGACGAAGACCAACAGACAUUUGAUAUAGAACACGUGAUCGUGCAUCCAGAUUUCAAAGACAGGCCCGUGCCAAAGAACGACGUAGCAUUGAUAAAACUGGUUGAAAAGCAUGGCCGAUGCGCUCGAUAUGGGGAAUAUGUAAAUUCAGUGUGUCUGCCUGAACCAGGUCAAGAUGUUUUUGCUACAAACACUGAGUGUCACAUAACGGGAUGGGGAGCUAAAAACUGGACAGAUCGACCCCGGGACUAUCCACACGUCUUACAAUACGGAAAGAUUAGAUUGCAUGACUUUAAUACAUGCAAAGAAUUAUACGGGAGAGAUCCGAUCUCGAAUAUAUCACAAAUAUCAGAAGGAAUGAUAUGUGCUGGGGCUCCUGGAAUUGAUACUUGCCAAGGUGACAGCGGAGGGCCAUUGGUUUGUGAAAGAGGGGGACCAACAUUCGGUGAAGACAAUCCGUUCGUAUUGUGGGGAAUAACAAGUUGGGGCCACGGAUGCGCGGACUCGGUGAAGCCUGGAGUUUAUGCGGAUGUUACAAAAUAUAUUGACUGGAUCCAAAAAGUUCGUUCAAAAAUAUUUUGAAAAAGGAAAAACGGAAAAUGAAUAGACUUAUGUGAAUAUAAGUCCUUCAACAAUUAAAGACCUCAAUCAGCUUCUCGAUUAUUUGAGAAGAACUUACGAAUUAUUGUUCUUUUUUGUUAUAAUAUGAAACGAGUAUUUGAAGAAUAAUUCAUGAAGGCCAAAUUAAAAAGGCGCUGGACCUACGGAAGGAAAUGGCAUUUGCUUUUCCAUCAGCAAAAUUUUUGCCGUAUGUUUUAUACUCCUCGUCGGAUAUUGUUUCAUCUUAUUUGCAAUAAAAAAUAAUAUUUCCGGCUUUAACAUCCCAAUCGGCGACUACAACUGCGACAACCUGACCUGAUAUCAUGCCUCACUAUGUUAUUACUGCCUACUUUUCUGACUAAUGUUUUUUAGUUUGUUUUUGUCAAGAAAUAAAUACUU
Styela clava is the source of this 1867-nucleotide messenger RNA. Its product is annotated as chymotrypsinogen A-like. The record is from RefSeq and is a predicted model, not a curated record. NCBI's taxonomy places the organism in Eukaryota, Metazoa, Chordata, Ascidiacea, Stolidobranchia, Styelidae. Gene Ontology annotation, biological process: proteolysis. Gene Ontology annotation, molecular function: serine-type endopeptidase activity.